UUUAUAACAAGCAUUCAUAGGCGAAGGCGUUUUUUCUCCGUCCUAUCGUACUCGACCCCUGUAAAAUCCCUGUGUCUAAAUAAAAGAAAAAAAACAAAAAAAAAAAACAAAAAAUCACAUAUAUGUAUGUAUUAAUCAAACCUGUGGUUUUAUUUGUGUUUAGUCUAAGGGCAAAUCGAAGGAGAGCAUUAAAAGAUAUAGAAAAUUUGGUGAUAACGAAGGUGGGCUUGAGCAGGCCAUUUGCUUUUAAUGAUCCUUGAAACGUCAUUUCAAUGUGUUUAUUUAAUACCGAUAGAAAAAGUGACAAGUGAACAGAGUGUUGAGAGAAUUAUUUUCACAACUGAGAAAUGGAUGAGUAAAAUACUAUUUCUAUGUUGCAAUGAAAUUAGUUGUGAAUAAUCCAGCAGUACUCAUUUGGAAAAUUUGGAGUGUGCGAGGUUUUCCCUGAGCAACUUUGCACUGGAAAUGUUCAGUAAGCGUGCAUUAUACAUGGUACGUUCAUGGACAUUGUGUGAAGGUGUAAAGUUAUUGAUGAAGGACUAUUAACAGCAUUUUCAGUGUUUUUUCACAUUUUUUCCUUUAUUCUCUGGCGACGUCAUUCAGAACUAGUAUCGUUAUGGGGAGUUCCGAGGAGCCAACGAGCCUCCAGUCUAUUUGCCAUUUGCAUGCAUCUGAACUUUUUCCAAAACACGCUCAUUUUGAAACUGAAGAUCCGUCAUUGUCAGUACCAUUUACUCCUCUCAGCGGUGAGUGCGUUGUCGCACUUGGACGGACUUUUGAUGGAAUAUUAGCGCUAUCGAACUACAGACUUUAUUUGCAACUCAGUCAGACUUGUUAUAAUAUCCCACUUGGCCUGAUUGAACAAUUAGAAGUCAAAGAGAUAUUUUACCUUCACAUAGGAUGUAAAGAUGCUCGUUCAGUGAGUUGUGCAUUUUCAACGAAUGAACACUGCUUAGAGUGGUUUAAGCGUCUUCACAAAGUGACUUAUCCCAGAAAGAGUGUAGAGGAUAUUUUUGCCUUCAGCUAUUAUGCCUGGUCAAUGGAGGACGGCAAGGAUUAUCCGAGACUCGGGAAAGAUACAAAUUCUUACAUUGCUACUUUCAAUGCAGAAGUGGAACGAUUGAAAUUCAAUCUCCAUGGAAGUUGGCGUAUAAGUCAAAUAAAUAAAGAUUAUUGCAUGUGUCCAUCAUAUCCUCCUCAACUUUUAGUGCCAGCUUGCAUUACUGAUGAAAUUCUAGAGACAGUAGCUAAAUUUCGGAGUUCCCGAAGGAUUCCUGCCGUUGUUUGGCGACAUGUGACCAAUGGGGCAGUGAUUGCCCGUAGUAGUCAACCAGAGGUAGGAUGGCUGGGAUGGCGAAGUCCUGAAGACGAAGAUUUAUUGAAAGCUCUGUCAGAUGCGUGUUCUUACGAUCGUGGAGAAUUAACCCUCGAAUCACCAAUAAAUUAUUCCGAUCCCGGUGAUGACCCCGUGACACCAAACACCCCCAAGAAGGUUCUCAUUGUCGAUGCAAGAUCUUAUACAACAGCUGUUGCAAACAGAGCACGGGGCGGUGGUUGCGAGUGCCCAGAGUAUUACCCAAGUUGUGACAUACAAUUUAUGAAUUUACCAAAUAUACAUUCAAUCAGAAAGAGUUUCCACGCUGUCAGACAACUCUGCGCAUCGGACGCUGAUCAGCCCAAUUGGUUGAGCCUUUUGGAAGGUACCAGGUGGCUUCAACAUAUGUCUGGUCUUCUUCGCGCUGCUGUCACUGUUGCAUCAGCCAUUGAGCGCGAUGGUAGACCAGUUCUUGUUCAUUGCAGCGAUGGCUGGGAUCGUACACCACAAAUUGUCGCUCUCGCUCAGAUAUUACUUGAUCCUUAUUAUCGCACCAUGGAGGGCUUUCAAAUACUUUGCGAGAGAGAAUGGUUAGACUUCGGACACAAAUUUUCCGAUCGAUGUGGCCAAACUGUUGGCUGUGAGGAUCUCAAUGAGCGCUGCCCGGUUUUCCUUCAGUGGUUGGAUUGUGUGCAUCAACUUAUCAAACAGUUCCAGUGCAGUUUUCAAAUGUCUUCAACCUAUAUCGUAAAACUUGCGCAGCAUACAUACUCUCAAUUAUUUGGAACAUUUUUGUGUAAUACUAGACAGGAGCGAUUGCAAUCGAGGGUCAGAGAACAUACCUUCUCCGUUUGGCGUUUUCUCAAUUCAAAUGCUUUCGUUAAUCAUCUUUAUUCACCUUCAAAAAAUGUGGUCUUGUGGCCAAAUUGCAAUGUCCGUGAUCUUGUUCUUUGGUCGGAAGUAUAUUUGGGUUCUAUGGAGAUGUCGCCGAAGCCGGACAAACAGCGAGUAUCUGUUAUUGAUAUCGAGCUAGGUGAAAACGAAGAACCCCAGGGGCAGAUGACGAAGACCCGUUCCUAUGGUGAUUUAAUUCAGGCCCAGGAUCACGUGGCGUUUCUUCAUCGUAGACUGAGCGAUCCCAGUAUUUCCAUUGAAAAAAAAUUUGAUUCGAUGAGCCUCGCGAAUGAAUCAGAUAAGACUGAAGAUGUACACACGGAUGAGAUUGUAUGUAGAGAAGACACAAAGCCACUACGAUCUGAUCCUCAUAACGAGAAUUAUCCUACGUCUCAGGUGAUCAAUGAUUUACCAGCCAAUAUCUCAGUGGACAGUUCGACUGACACUUUGAUACCAAAUACUGAACCGUCUAUAGUUCACUCUAAUGGAGGGAAACACACAUUACAAGCGACAUCCCUCCAGACUGGACAUGCAAUUUCUUUGACAGAGAAUCACGGAAUGAAUCGCCAUCAAGGUUCAUGCAAUUGUUCAAACCAAGAAGGCAGCGAUGUCAGUGACACCAGUGCAGGAUUAGCUUCAAGGACACCGAGCAGUAAUUGUCCAGCAUCACCAAUCCAUCAUGACUUGGGCCUUGACAGUCCUGACAGUUUAGACGAUGUUGAUGGACUCCCAGUGAUUCAUUGUGAUAUUCAAUUGCGUGUUCAACAAAUCAUCGUCGAACACAAGGUGAAAGAGGAGGCCUUGAGAAAGGAAUUACACACAACACGGCUGGCGCUUAUACAAAAAGUCUGCACGAAUUAUAGUCCAGAUACCGAUCGUAUUGAUGAAAUUGCUUCAUUGGCCGAUUCCGUAGGAAGCACGGCCGACAAUGGUGAAUCAUUACCCUCUGAUAUGUCCUGGGAGGCUGUGGAAGAGCUUGGACCGGUUCCAACUUUGUGGGUGCCGGAUCAUGCUGUUAACAGGUGUAUGGGCUGCGAUACAGAAUUCUGGCUCGGUCGGCGGAAGCAUCAUUGCCGAUGUUGUGGCAAAAUAUUUUGCGCAGAUUGCUCUGAAAAUUCUACCCCUCUACCCUCCGAACAACUCUACAAUCCCGUACGUGUCUGUAGUGACUGUUUUUCACGUCUUCAUCAUCACCAUACCAGUUCAUGUCAGUGUACACGUCAUACUGGUAAAUCUGACAAUGACUCAACUAAUGUCCCAGCAAGCUCAGAGAUUACCCUGGUUUGCCCACGAUCAAAAGUCAUUCCAAUAUCAAAAGAGGGAUGCGCCGAAGCCUCAUUGCAGACCAAUCACCAGGAACCACAAACAUCUGCGGCAACGAGGCAGCCUGUCAAUUGAACACCUCGUAAUAAAAGCGAAAUUAUAAAUAACAACAACAACAACAACAACAAUAAUCAAAGGAGGCGUUAUGCUGCAUACCUCGUGGUUGAUGACGUUUUUCAGCUUUUCAAAAAGCAAUGUAAUUUUGGAUUAAAAUUUGAGAGAUUUGAACGUCGUAUUUAUACAUACACAUUUGUAAACUAAAAAAAAUCUAUAUAAAUCUAUAAAAACAUUGGAGGGACAUUCAUCGCACUAUGAUCCAAUGACGAUCGAAUAUUUAUUGAUAGAAUUAAUAAUAUUUGUACGGUGGUGUGUAUAGAAUUGGUGAUGGGUGGACGGAGAAAACAGAGUUGAAGGUGGAAUCAUAUUUAACAAUUAUUAAAAGCAAAAAAUAAUUGGAGAAUAAUGUACAAUAAUUUUAUUGUAAUUUCACGUGGUUUUUACUUUUUUUUUGUUUGGUUUUAUCCUUGAGGUAUAUUUAUAUACCUUGAGCGUUCGUGAAAAUUGUAAAUCAUUUUUGUAGUGGACAAUAGUAGGAAGGCGAUUUAUUUUAUAGGCUGUGACAGACGUUUGAGAGCAUGUUAAUAAUCCGAUUGAUGUGAUGUUUGAGCAAAAAAAGAACCAAAAGAACGAAUUAUAUAUAUCAUUGUAUUUCCAUUUUAUGGCUACCUCGAGUGGAAAAGAAUUAGGCAAUAUUCGAGUGCUCUUUCUUUAUUCGGUUUUUGAUGGGCUAAUUUUCACUGUACAUUUUAAUUGGUAUUGAUGCGCGGAACAUUUAGUAGACGUAAAUAUUAUGGUCAUCUCAUGAACGCAAUUAUUUCAAAAAACAACCUUUAAUUAAUAAAAACGAAAAAUAUAUAAAUAUACUUAAAA
Messenger RNA from Diachasmimorpha longicaudata, 4462 nucleotides. RefSeq names its product myotubularin-related protein 3. The coding region runs from base 617 to 3607 and encodes 996 amino acids. The transcript is spliced from 10 exons. Gene Ontology annotation, biological process: regulation of autophagy; phosphatidylinositol dephosphorylation. Gene Ontology annotation, cellular component: membrane; cytoplasm. Gene Ontology annotation, molecular function: phosphatidylinositol-3,5-bisphosphate 3-phosphatase activity; metal ion binding; protein phosphatase binding. Lineage: Eukaryota; Metazoa; Arthropoda; Insecta; Hymenoptera; Braconidae. The record is from RefSeq and is a predicted model, not a curated record.